Aspergillus glaucus CBS 516.65 is the source of this 615-nucleotide messenger RNA. RefSeq lists its product as uncharacterized. The transcript has a single exon. Bases 1 to 615 code for a protein of 204 amino acids. The record is from RefSeq and is a predicted model, not a curated record. NCBI's taxonomy places the organism in Eukaryota, Fungi, Ascomycota, Eurotiomycetes, Eurotiales, Aspergillaceae.
AUGAGAGAUCUAGAUGCCGGAUUGCUUCUUAAUCCGUUUACUUUCCUUGCUCACAGGCAUCAUUUCCCCACAAAAUUGGAGCCAGAGCACCGCUGGGAGCCACUAGACCAAGUGUUAUGCCGCUGGCUAGCUCUCUGGGACCGCGGGAAAUACUACUGGGAUGACGAACUGCAGUACCCGCUGGUACGGCCAUGGGUUGAACAAGAUCUUAUUGAGAGCCUUGCGGCGUGGGAUGGGCUGCUGAGCUCUAUCGUGAAACGAUUACCCACGGAAACAUUAGUGGAAUGGCAAGCUCCGUUAUCGAAGGCACUGUUGGAUCAAUUCAAAGACAGAGUCUCCCUGUUUACAAUGGAGUUCUUAUCACGUGCCAAACGCCCAGCUUCUUUUCAAUUGAUUGCACCGGGAAUUACGAUCUUCUCGGAGGAAAGUUUUGUCGACACGUAUGCGCAAGAAGCGGACAAUACAUGGCGACGGCGAUGGAUGGAACAUGCAGAUCCUAACGAGUGGCCUAGUUUGUUGCUUCCAAGGCUGACUAGGCGUCCUGUGCCCCGCGAGCACACUACAGAUGCUUUAUUUUACAAAGACUGGGGUGUGGGAAAGUUCACGGUCAAUUGA